CUCAGUGCAUUGUGAUACAUCGUGGCCGGUUGAACGUGUGUUUUCGUGGGCAGCAAAGGCAAGCUAGCUGCUUGACAUUCCGCAGGUUCAAGAUGUUGAACACCUUUUCCGUGCUUUCACCACAUCUUAAGUUUAAGUAUAAGUUUGUGACGAUCGACAAUUUGGCGUUCAAGUUCCAUUAUCGGGCCACUUUCAUCAUGCUGCUGGUGUGCACAGUGCUCGUCACUUCAAGACAAUAUAUCGGCGAGCAUAUCCGGUGCAUAACCGGAGGUUCCAUACCAGAGCACGUAAUCAAUACAUUUUGCUUCUUCACGACCACCUUCACCGUGAUCCGGCACUACAAUGAGACGUUACUGCAGCAAGGUCAACUACCUCAUCCGGGCGUUGGACCAAUGUACGGUGAAGAUACGACGAAGCGCCAUGCGUACUAUCAAUGGGUGCCCUUCAUUCUCUUCCUGCAAGCACUGACAUUCUACGCACCACAUAAAAUAUGGCGCGCAUACGAGGGUGGCCGACUGAAAAAGCUGGUCGAUGGGCUACACAUGGCGCACCUGAGCGAGCAUUAUAGGGCACAGCAAAACGUUUCCUUCGCCACGCGCCACACUCUUUUGACGCGCGACGCGGUCGAUGCGAAGCUGAACGUUGUGAAACGAGAGUUCUUCAAGCAUGUGCAGAUCCACGGGAACUGGGCGUGGAAGUUAUGCUGUUGCGAGGUCCUGAACCUGGUCAACUGCCUCGUACAGAUGAUCUUCACGCAUCUGUUUCUCGGGCGCCAGUUCUGGAAUCUGGGACCGCGGUUUUUGGCAGAAGACUUCGAGGGCACCAUGGACAUACUGGAUACCGUGUUCCCGAAGGUGACCAAGUGCCACUUUUACAAGUACGGCCCAACGGGAUCGAUUCAGAAGCAUGACGCGCUGUGCGUGAUGGCGUUGAAUGUGAUAAACGAAAAAAUUUUCACCUUCCUGUGGUUCUGGUACGUAGUGCUGCUGACGAUCUCCGUUCUGGCACUUUUAUGGCGAUUGAUUACGAUACUGCUCCACAACAGGUGGACUAAGCUUACCGCGGCUAUCCUGUCGUUCGCUAGCCCUGGCCGGCUGAACCCACAGGACGUAGAGUUCGUGACGUACAAUUUGGGUUUCUCGCAGUGGCUCUUCCUGUACUAUCUGGCCAAGAAUAUGGAUGGACACCUGUUUCGGAAGGUUUUGCGCAACAUCAUUGACGAGCUGCGGAGUCCUUCGGAACCGAGCGAACUGGGGAUCGAUACGGUCGAUGGGGGGUUCGAUGUAGAUGAUGAUCUACUCUCAAACCAAGCGCCGCUCAGGAAGGAUGGACGCUUCCGAUACGAAAGUGAAGCGAAAAAGGCGUAGCUAUCGUAUGGUAUUAUUUUAUGAUAACUGGACAAUUUUAUGAAUAAGUUAAGUUAAGUUAAUAAAUUUCAGGGAUAUUUUAUUUCAAA
Anopheles aquasalis is the source of this 1456-nucleotide messenger RNA. RefSeq names its product innexin 7 (gene Inx7). Lineage: Eukaryota; Metazoa; Arthropoda; Insecta; Diptera; Culicidae. Gene Ontology annotation, biological process: phototransduction. Gene Ontology annotation, molecular function: gap junction channel activity. The record is from RefSeq and is a predicted model, not a curated record. Gene Ontology annotation, cellular component: gap junction; plasma membrane.